Molecule: messenger RNA, 1818 nt
Organism: Paramecium pentaurelia
Lineage: Eukaryota; Ciliophora; Oligohymenophorea; Peniculida; Parameciidae
Source: the annotation of a GenBank genome assembly
AUGGGAAGUAGUGCCUCAACUAGAAUAAAUGAAUUCUAAAAAAUAGAGGCUGAUCUUAAAUUGACCACUCUACCUGACUUAGAUAAAGUACAAAUAUACUUAUUCUUUAGCUUUUAAUUGUUGCUUAAGAUCUUCUUAAAUUAACUGAACAACUUAGAUAAAGGAUUGUAUCAUAUCAUGACCUAAUGUUGAGAAUAGUCAAAUUACAAUCUUAUAAAGAAGUUGCCUUAGUUGAUGCCUUCAAAAUAUGGUAUUUGUGUACUUUAGUGUGUAAUGACACAAAAGAAGACAGUGUUUAAUUUGAAUGCAAAAUUGAAAAUUUUGAUCAGGAAGUCUUGUCAGAAAGUCUAAAGAAACUAAUGAGUUUUGUACUGAUCUUUAUCUAUAAAUAGGGUAGCGUAGUGGCUUUUGCAAUUGAAGAAAAAUUCAUUCAAGAUGAAAAAGAACAUCUGAUAAUUUGUGACACAGGAAUAUGUGGAGAUUUUAAACUACAAUUAUGGCCUUAUGUUUGCUCGUCCUUUUUAAGUUACUUAAGAUCUGCGGUUAGACUAGCUCCAUUUUUAGAAGAGAAAAUCAAUAGCUAAAUUAAUUUGAUAAGAAAAUACUUAGAUGUACAUAAAGCAGAGAAGUUAACAAAAAUGAUAAAUUAAUAGUCCUUAACUCAUAUUUGUGAAUAAAUAAAAUAUUUUGGAUUAUUAGUAGAUAAAUAUCAUUAAGAAGUCAAAGUAUUUACUAAAAAAUACAAAGAACUUAUGAAAGAAUUGCAUCCUUUAAGUUAGGAAGUGUUAAGAGAAGAAGGAAAUCAAAAUUAUAUUCUUAAUGAUGAGUAAUAAUCUAUAAUUAAUAUUUAUAGGAGAACAAUCUUAAAAACAAAAAUACAAGAUAUUGUAAGAAAAUAUACACCCAAUUAUGAACUUAAAGAAGUAGUUUAAAUACGAUAAGAAAUGUAGUUAAAAGAGUAAAGGAGAAAAGUAAAACCAAAAACAAAGUUGGAAAGAAGAAGAACAGAACAAGCAGCUUUAACAUUCCCUACUACUUACCAUUGGGUUGGCCAUGAGUAUUUUGACACUUUUUUUUCAGCAUAAUCAUUGACUUUGUCUGAAUUAGAAGAGUGCCGUGCUUAAGGAGAAGAAGCUCGAAAAAAGUUAUUUAAAAUCACUGGAGUCAAUUAAUGGAAGGAUAAUACUAUAAAAAGUGUAUUUGAAUGUCUUACAUGGAUAUUAUCUGCAGAGCUUAAUAAGAAUCUUAAAAAUAAAGAGUUUAAACUUCUUAAGGAUGACCCUUGGCUUCAUUUUAUAAAACAAAAAAAACAUAAAUUUACUGAGCUUUCUUAUUAAAUAGUUACUAAUUUUAAAGUAUGGUUGAAAUAUUUUAGUCCAAUUCGAUAUGAAAGAAUCUGUAAUUAUUAGUAUUUUUCUUAUAUCAUUAUUUAGUUAAGAUUUCUUAAAAAGAUAAAGAGAACUUGAAAAAAAUAAAUUUGAAUUUCAUCAUUUGAUCAGAGAUCUUCCUCCUUAAAAUUAAUAUAAUGCACUUUCAAGCUUUACUAAGAAUAUUAGAGUAAAUGAAACUUACUUAAGUAAAAUUGAAAAGCUUUUUGAAAUGACCAUCAAAAGCAAUGGUAAAAUGGGAGAAGAAUUAUAUGAUAAUUGGCAAGAGAUUGUUGAUCAAGCUGAUUCAAUUAAGUAUGAAUUAGGAACUCCGUUUAAUGAAUUCAUUAAAGAAUUUAGACCCAAUACUUUGGCUGAAUUAGACUAAUUGUAAAAUAGAAAGGCUGAAAGAAGAUAAACAAAGCUAUCGAUUGCCUGUAUUGAAAUUUGA